Ziziphus jujuba (common jujube) is the source of this 702-nucleotide messenger RNA. Its product is annotated as coumaroyl-CoA:anthocyanidin 3-O-glucoside-6''-O-coumaroyltransferase 1-like. Lineage: Eukaryota; Viridiplantae; Streptophyta; Magnoliopsida; Rosales; Rhamnaceae. The record is from RefSeq and is a predicted model, not a curated record. Bases 1 to 702 code for a protein of 233 amino acids. The transcript is spliced from 2 exons.
AUGGUGGCUAGAUUAUUCCAUGUAUCACGGGAAGAGUCAGUGGAAGCAACAAAGUUGACAAAGGAGGGAGAUAAGGAAGCAAAAGGGCAUUUCGGAGUAAGUGAUCUUGUCGAGUCCAGAGUGUACGGGCAGGAUCAGUUUCAGGAUACGAAGGCUUCGAAAAAUCAUGUAAAGAAAAAUAGAUUGGCAAAGUUUGUGUUCGGCGUGGACUAUCGAUAUCAGUUGAAACCGGCUAUUCCUUCAACAUAUUUUGGAAACUAUGCAAUAGGUCGUCCGGCAAUUGUAGAAACAAAAGAUCUUCUUGGGGAAGAUGGGAUAUUAUCAGCCUUGGACGGAAUAAGCGAAGCUAUAGCAAGUUUGGACGAUGGGCUUCUUGAUGGGGUAGAUAGUUGGGCUUCGUUAAUCAAUUCUAAGGAGCCCGAUGAGAUCCCACCAACUGCUUGUAUUGCAUGGUCACCUCAGUUUCAAGUAUACAAUACUGAUUUAGGAUGGGGAGCAAUUAAGAAGUUUGAAAUGACUUCUAUAGGUAGAACGGGAGCGAUCUGUAUGUCUGAUAGCAAGGAUGGCAAUGGAGGAUUUGAGAUUGGAAUGGUCUCGCAGAUGAAAAAGAUUGAAGCAUUUGCUUCUUCUUUUGCUAAAGGUCUUAAAGCCCUUUGCAAUGUGAAGCAAUCCAAUUCUAGAGCUAUAGUGGAAUUCGGGUAA